AUGCAUAAAGCGAAAAUUACUGGAUCUGUGACGCGUAAAGCUUUAUUAAUAUUGAUAUGGAUGCACGAAUUACAAUAUUUUGUAUUUGGUUCCAACGGAUAUCGAAACUAUGAUAUUUUCGGAAUUAAAAAUGAUGAAACUAUGAAAUCAUCUAUACUGUGCAUAAACCAUAGUGUUUAUGACUGUUCAGAUAAUUCUGAUUUAAGAAUCAAUGACUCUGUAUUAUUCCCAACUACUGAACCUACAUAUGAAUGUGACUUAUUGAGUAUGGAUAUUAAUCAGGAUUUAUUUAAUGGGCCAAAACAAUGUAUUGAUAUAUUUAUUAAAGCAAAGAAUGCUGGCAAAACCGGAGAAAAUCAAAUUGGACUCAAAAAUCAAGAAGCUGUGAAGCUAUUAGUGCCGAAAAAUGUGAUUUUUGAGAACCUACUUAUAAUAAAUGAUAUUUCCCAGUCAACGUUAAUUAAUGAAACUGCUUCCGUUUUAAAAUUUCAUUUUAUUCGAAAUUCUGGAAUUCACGUAGGUAUUGAAUUAUCUGAACUGAAUCUUUAUCCAAUUUACGAAGAUAUUACUUACGAUGGAGUGAAUGAUGUUAUUUUAAAUGCUUCACCUGGAACCUAUGCUUUUCGAUUGAAACAACCAUUAAUGGAAAUUGCAAACCAAUUUUGUAGGUAUCCCUUACCGAACCGAUACUUAUUGUCACUAAAAGCGUUUCGCAGAAGGCAAACAUAUGGCUACAAACGCACUUGUGGAAAACAUACACAAAUGAAUGAAAAUCUGUGCCGGAAAGAUGAAUACCUUAACUAUCCCACAGAUGAAAAACAGAAAACGCAUUUUUAUGAAAGGUCACUCAAUGAUCAAUGUGGACGCAAUCUCAGAUCCUUGAACUUAUGGUUUGAUGAAGAGCCUAGCCAAUGA
Molecule: messenger RNA, 915 nt
Organism: Schistosoma turkestanicum
Lineage: Eukaryota; Metazoa; Platyhelminthes; Trematoda; Strigeidida; Schistosomatidae
Source: the annotation of a GenBank genome assembly